Messenger RNA from Podospora anserina S mat+, 1656 nucleotides. RefSeq lists its product as uncharacterized. Gene Ontology annotation, biological process: cellular response to heat. Lineage: Eukaryota; Fungi; Ascomycota; Sordariomycetes; Sordariales; Podosporaceae. Gene Ontology annotation, cellular component: cytoplasm. The transcript is spliced from 4 exons. Bases 1 to 1656 code for a protein of 551 amino acids. The record is from RefSeq and is a predicted model, not a curated record. Gene Ontology annotation, molecular function: ATP hydrolysis activity; ATP binding.
AUGAAGAAAAACACCAAGUCUACUGCUUCCAAAAAGCAACAGUGGGACUCGGCACUCAUCCUUCCUCGGGUCGAAAAGCGCGCAUCAGACAAGGACGAAGACUAUGCUUCAUUUUCGUACUGGUACAGCAGCACUAGUGGCGUGUUCAACCUUCGAGAUAUCGUUGUCGCCAUCCAAAGAGGAGACACUUGCGACAGAAUUCGAUCGCUCUUGAGCCCUCACCAGACGGAAUUCCAGUCGCUGAAGCUCAAGCAUGAGAUCUGCGGGACCGUCGAUGACAUUCCUGCAUUUUUCUUCGUUGUCGAGAGUGGCAGUGCCGAGAUGAUCAGAAUGUGGGCGUCUUACGGUGGAGAGGUCAACACUGAGUACCGAGAAGUUUCGUUGUUGGUCUACGCUAUGGUUCGCUGUUUGUCCCCCAAGGCCGAUGGGCCUGUGAUGGUGGCCACCCUUCUGAGUCUUGGAGCAUCUAUCGACUCUGUCCCUCCACCAUUUUAUUUGCCCAUCGACCGAGACCUUCCCGAGGCCGGCCCUUCCGAUGCUGAGCUUGCAGUCUUCAAGCAGGCCAAGACUGGAUGGGUCUUGGGUCCUGUUCGCCGAUUGCUCACGGACGCGUUGAACUCUUGCUUCACUCUGCGAUACGCUCUGCACCGGGCCUCAAUAACCGAGCCGCUCUCUGGCGCCAAUCAAGCUAUCGCAAAGAAGCAUUCGGCCACCGGGCUGUUGGGGGUCCAUUACUUCCUUGUGGGCCAAACCCAGGCGUGCCAGUCGCUGGUGGAGAUCUUCAUGGCCCAACUAGCCUUGGGGGCUGAUCGACCGAUAAUUUUGCUGUUCGCAGGACCUAGCGGCCAUGGGAAGACUGAGCUAGCGCAGAACAUGGGAAAGCUUCUGUCUUUGGAUCUCCAAACAGUUGAUUGCACCAAUUUGCGCACCUCGAUGGAUCUCUUUGGUCCCUUCUUUCCAUUUGCAGGCUAUGACCAGAGCUCAGUUGUCAACAACUUCCUCGACGAGCAUAAAAGCCAGCGGUCCAUUGUGUUUCUCGAUGAGUUUGAAAAAACACAGCCGAACGUGCAAGAAGCGCUGCUACUUCCCUUCCAAAGCGGUCUGUACCUCGACCGUCGGAACCAGCAGAUCGUGGAUUGCUCCAAGACCAUCUGGAUCCUCGCAACCAAUGCGUUUGACGACACCAUCCUUUCCUUUUGCAAGACUCACUACCGUGAGUUAUUCACCAACACUGUUGGCCUUGACAAGAGGGCAUCACAUCAGGCGAGAGCGCUCGGGAAGGAGCUGUCGGCCAUGAUCAAGAAAGAAGCUAUCGGGAAGUUUGGCGCACCCUUGACUGGCCGCAUCACAUCGGUGAUACCCUUCCUCACCUUUUCACCUACCGAGCAAGCAGCCGUGGCAUGCAAGGAAAUGGACCGUUUGGGACGGAAGCUGGCCCGCCCAGUCAAGCUGUGCGACGACUUGAAGCUCUACCGCCCUGUCGGAAACAUCAAGCUGCAGAUUCCCUUCAGCUACUCUGUUUGCAAGGCGCUGGCAUCGCAAGGUUAUGAUGAGCAACUGGGCGCACGCAGCAUCAUCAACACCGUUGACAGCGAGGUGCGCUGCCAUUGUGACCCAGUACCUUGCUGCACGGGAGGAGAUCUCCGAAGACGAUGA